AUGGGGACGGAUACAUUGGAAAAGUUGCGCUCGGCGGCGAUGGACGAAUUGGACGCGUUUGCGGCGCGCGAGCCCGAGAGGGCGUUGGAGUUAAAGAAACUUUGCGAAGACGCAGAGGCGAGGCGCGGUCAAAUGCGCCGACUCAGAACUCGACUCGAGCAAGUCGCCGAUUUUGAACGUGAGACCGCGGCGCAGACGCGAGAAAGCAUCGAUGCGUUGGAAGCACGCAUACGCACGUUAGAAGAUCUCGUGCGUGCGCGAGACGCGGCCGUACGGGAAAGCGAACAGGCGAGGCUGACGUUGCUCGAGAAGACGAAACGCCUUCAAGCCGAAGCGUCGACGCGAGCGGACGAUCUUGAACUCAACGUGCAACGCGCGAAGCGAAUGGAGGAAACAGUUGCGCUAUUGACGAGUAAGGUAGCCGAUCUCGAGCGCGUGCGCUUGGAAAACACCGAGCUUUACGGUGAGUUGGAUGAAAAUAAACGCGCCGCCGUCGCGCUCGAACGACAGGUGGACUUGUACAGAGAAACCGCGCGAGCCGCGGAGAGCCGGCAACUCACCGCCGAACUCGCGGCGGCAAAGAGCGAAGCGCUAUUGAAGCAAUACCUCUCCUCUCCAGCGGGCGAAGACCGUUUACGUCUCGAAAAUCGCAUCGGCGCGUUGCAAGAAAAGAUUCGAGACUUGUCCACGAAGGAAUCCCGCCUCGCCGAGCGCUUUCGCACGGUGCUCACCGACGAGCUCGCGAGCACUCGACACGCGCUCGCACUCGAAAAGCUUCGCACGACUAGCACUUUUUAA
Molecule: messenger RNA, 798 nt
Organism: Ostreococcus lucimarinus CCE9901
Lineage: Eukaryota; Viridiplantae; Chlorophyta; Mamiellophyceae; Mamiellales; Bathycoccaceae
Exons: 2
Coding region: 1-798 (265 amino acids)
Source: RefSeq, a predicted model, not a curated record